This is a messenger RNA of Ipomoea nil (Japanese morning glory), 837 nucleotides long. RefSeq lists its product as uncharacterized. Bases 1 to 837 code for a protein of 278 amino acids. The transcript is spliced from 3 exons. Gene Ontology annotation, molecular function: RNA-DNA hybrid ribonuclease activity; nucleic acid binding. The record is from RefSeq and is a predicted model, not a curated record. NCBI's taxonomy places the organism in Eukaryota, Viridiplantae, Streptophyta, Magnoliopsida, Solanales, Convolvulaceae.
AUGCCACAGCAAUUGAGAGAGGCACGAGUUGCAGGACUAAUUGAUUUACAGACUCAUACCUGGGAUCCGCAUAUUUUGUCUGAUUUAUUUAUUCCUGAAGAUGUGGAGCGAAUAAAUAUGAUCCCUGUUAGUCCUGAGUAUGAGGACUCAUGGUAUUGGAUGAGUGACCCAAAUGGGACAUAUACAGUAAAGAAUGCCUAUAGGCACAUUGUGGGUGAUUAUGAGAAUAAUCCAGCGAAUUUUGAUAAGUGGGUUGCAAUGUGGAAAAUAAAAGUCCCCCCUAAAUGGAAAACUUUCUUGUGGAGAGCCAUUUGUGACAUCUUGCCAACAACCCUUAACUUGAUAUUAAAAAGGGUGGAGGUGGACCCAACUUGCCCUAUGUGUGACUCGUUUACAACAUGGCUAAAAGGGGCUAUGGCGGCCUUGACGGAGGAGCAGACCCGGUUAAUGAUAGCAGUAUUAUAUUAUAUUUGGAGAACCCGGAAUUCAGCUGUCUGGAAGGGAUCAAUGAUGCGACCUACCCAAUUGGUCAGAGCAGCCACCGUAGCGCUGCAGGCGUGCGGCGCUGCCCAUGUCCGCCGAACCGAGCCGGCACCAGCGACGGACCACUUGAACGGUUCAGGGGAGGGUGGUCUACGAUGUUAUGUGGACGCGGGUUUCCAGCACGACACGGGCGAGGCUACUUACGGCAUGAUAAUUAUAGCGCCAGAUGGCUCGUUUGUGGCAGCAAGGAAUGGCAAGUUACCAAUUUGUUUUUCACCACUUGUGGCGGAGGCCCAAGCAUACAAGGAGGCUUUGUCCUGGCUACUUGAACGGGACAACACAUCAGCAGGUUAA